Messenger RNA from Rotaria sp. Silwood1, 531 nucleotides. The record is from the annotation of a GenBank genome assembly. Lineage: Eukaryota; Metazoa; Rotifera; Eurotatoria; Philodinida; Philodinidae.
AUGUAUUUGGAUUCAACAUGUUCCAGUUCGGACCAAGCACCUGAUGAAAAUCAUCAUAAAUCUGAAAAUACUGCUGUUACAGAUGUUGACAUUGAAGAGCUUGAAAAACUUUUACCGUGUAUUAAACAAACUCCAACUGAUUAUGAAUUACUACUAAAAAAAGCCUGUCAACAACUUUUACAGCAUCCUUGCAGUGUUAUUUCAACGUUAUCUUUAGUUAAAGAAAUUGAUAGGGAAGCAGCAAAUUUACUUGUGGAUGAAUGUCUAUUACUGUUUAGUGAUGAUUUAUUUAAAGCUGAUAGUCAUCUGGAUCUUGAAGGCUACAUUAAAUACAUACCGAAUACUAUAGAUUUAAUAUUUAUUAACCGUCUGCUUCAUUACAAAGUCGAUCCGCCAUUAUAUGUUACGAACAUUAGUAUUCCACAAGUGUGGAAAUUCUACUUAUCUGACAACGCCAUCAUUCUCUUACGUUCUAUGAAGUUCUAUCAAAAAAUGUCGCUUUCUGUUAAAUUUUACUCAAAUGAACAUUAG